AUGUCGAAAACUCGUAAAUUACUCAAUUCCUUAUCUCGAAGUAUAAAUCCCACAACAAGAGCUCAAGUAAGAACGACACUCACACUGUCCAAUCCCACAAAAUCGAGUUUUGGAUAUACGACAGAUUCACUUCAACCACCUUAUCAACAUUCUAUAGAGACUACAAGUCUUCGACCACCUUAUCAUCAUUCUUUAUCUUUUCAAAGUUCACGUAUAAGAGCAGGGAGGAAGUAUGUACUUGCUGAUUCUGAUAUCGGAGAAGUUGUUGGAUCGGCAGGAUCGACGAAAGGGACGGAAGAAAGUUGGAAAGAAUGGGCUGGGGAGAUGUUGAGUGAUGAACAAGGGCGAGAAGAGUUGGAGAGAAGUUGGAGAAAUGUUUUAAGAGAUUUAGAGGGGGUUAAAACUUCUGGAGUAGUAAAGAUACAAGUCCCGGAUAUCCCUUUUCAUUCUCUCUCACAUCACCUCACGUCGUCUUCACUUGGUGCUAUUAAGAACGCAGGGGUGGUGGUAAUUCGAGAUGUAAUACAAGAUUGGGAAGCUAUAAACUGGGCUAGAGAUAUUUUGACUGCUUUAGAGGAAACUGAAGGGAGACCGCUAUAUUGGCACCCUUCCCUACUUACCGCUCGAGCUCAUCCUUCCCUUCUCUCCGCACUUUCUCAAAUCUCUCUCGCUUUGUUAUCCAGCGAAACCAACUACAUUCUCUCCGAACCUAUUCAAACCACUCUUCACUCUUCUCCUUCUCUUCUCCCUCCUUCUUCAAACCCAUAUAUAGUCAACCCAUCUCUUUCCCCUAUAUCAUCACUUCAACUUCAUCUCACUCUUUCUCCCUCCUCUCCAAUCUCCACUCACACCAUAACACCCAGUAUCCACGCUGCGACAUACGCAUCACUCCGACCUCUUUUCAAACCUAUUCAAAGCAAGAUAUCUCUAUACGAUCCUACCCUCUAUCUCUCACCUUCCAACUGGACUUUAAUACCUUCGUCCUCUCUUCCUCACAUUUCCACAGAAGUUUCUUUACCACAUCUACAAACCACCUCUAUACCUACUUUACAUCCUGGUGAUGUGAUAGUUCGUCAUGCUGCUUUACCAGUGUUAGGAGAAGGUGAACAGGUAUUCCUUCCUAUCACCCCGUUACGCGAUACGGAAGCAAACAAGGAAUUCAUCAAGAAACAAAGACAAGCUUUCGAAAGAGGUUUACCACCACCUCAUGCGAGAGUAGGAUUGGCGGUACAGGAACAAGAAGGAUCUAGGUAUUCGACAACGAACAACAGAUCCUCACGACAUAUCGUAUACAUUCAAUUUUCAGAAAGUGAAUCUCACGAUCUACCACUAAAGAGUCUCACGAGAUCAGGUCGACGUGAAAGUCCCACGUGUACGAUAGAAGAUCAAAUCGGGAUGGGGUUAUUAGAUUGGUUACCAUGUUGCGGACCGAGGGAUAAAUCAGUUUCUACUUCACCUACACCAAAUCAAGAAUCCACAACACUCCUUCCUCCUCAAAGGGAAGACUCCAUAGUAUCGGAGAAUGGUUAUGGUGCUAUUGUUGAAUCUGGAGGAGGACAAGGAACCAAUUUAUCAAAAGAACAAAAACAACGUAUAGGUGAUAUUGGACGUGCAGCUGGCAAUCAAAUGUUACCCAUCGGAACACUCAGACCUCGAACCACACCUCGAACAGUUUCAGCAGCAUCAGCGUCAUCAGCCUCUUCAUCACGUCCCAGCUCUCCUAGUCCAUUACGUCCUGAGACUUCGCCGCCAGGGGGGAUCAUUCGAACGCCGGAACUUGAUCGUUUGGCACCGGCUCAGACGGAGGAAGAGGGGGUGGUGAAGAAGAGUCUGUUCGGUCCGGGGAGAAGUACGAGUGGUACGAAUCGUGGGAGAGGUAGAGGUAGAGGUAGGGGGAAGGGGAAAUAA
Messenger RNA from Tremella mesenterica DSM 1558, 1908 nucleotides. RefSeq lists its product as uncharacterized. The record is from RefSeq and is a predicted model, not a curated record. Lineage: Eukaryota; Fungi; Basidiomycota; Tremellomycetes; Tremellales; Tremellaceae. The transcript is spliced from 8 exons. Bases 1 to 1908 code for a protein of 635 amino acids.